Molecule: messenger RNA, 2693 nt
Organism: Penaeus monodon (black tiger shrimp)
Lineage: Eukaryota; Metazoa; Arthropoda; Malacostraca; Decapoda; Penaeidae
Product: zinc finger protein castor homolog 1-like
Biological process (GO): regulation of neuron differentiation; positive regulation of transcription by RNA polymerase II
Cellular component (GO): nucleus
Molecular function (GO): RNA polymerase II transcription regulatory region sequence-specific DNA binding; DNA-binding transcription factor activity, RNA polymerase II-specific
Source: RefSeq, a predicted model, not a curated record
GAGGGGUGCGGAGAGGCCGUCCUCAGCUCGGGCGACAAGCCCUUCCGCCGCCUGGAGCACUUCCGGAUGCACGACUACGCCCGCCGCCUCGCCCUGGCCACCUCGCCGUCACCUCCGUCGACGCCAUGUUCAAGCGGAAGCGAGGUCGCCCGCCCAAGAACAGGAUCAUUGAGGUUUGGAAUGACUACCUUCCUGUGUCCAGCGCCCACGACUCUCCGCAGGCCAUCUUCACCAGCUUCAAGCUCCCGAAGACGUCUCCGCCGCCGCACGGGCCGUCCCUGGCCAUGCCCCCCGCCCUGGCCAGCCACCCCAUGACGCCCCUGGGCCACCUGGCGCACAUGGGCCGCGACGCCUCGCCGCCCGGCCUCAUCAUGUGCGUCGUCCCCCAGCCCGCCAUCCUCGGGGGACCCCUGGGGGGACCCCUGGGCGGACCCCAGCCCGUCCUCCUGCCGCUCCGGGGGCCGCUGCUCGCCAACCCGCUGCAGCCUCAGGCGGAGGUGGUAGACGGGUUCUACCCCUGGGCCGAGGGCGUGGCCUGCCCCGACCAACUGUGCCCGCUGCUGGGGCGCCGCCACUACCACUGCGCCCACCCGAGGUGCCUGUACGUCACAUUUCCACGAGAACACGCCCAUCCCCGAAGGGUUCAUUGCCAUCGACCGCAACAUUGACUGUCGGUCACCAAACUGUCAGAGCAACAAGGUGAACAAGCACUUCCACUGCACGCGCUGCGGCUUCUCCUUCGUGCGGUACCAGACCCUCGAGUCCCACGCGGAGAAGCACCAGCAGGAGGACGAGGGCGUGGCGGUCGCGGGCGGCGCCACCCACCACAGCCUCGGCCCGCAGUCGCCCAUCUACCUGAAGAAGCCCCGGCCGGACAGCCCCAUGGACACGCCGGCCCCCGGGGGCCCCGCCGGCAGGGAUUCGCCCUCCAAAGGACAAGAUCUCUCGCCUCCAGUGGUCAAGUCCUCAGGGAUCUUCUACCCGCUGUCGCCCUUCCCGACGGCCAACCCCGGCGGCAUCCGGCCGCCCAACGCGGCGCGCGGCGAGCCCGGCGCCCUCGUGACGCCCAUCCCACCCUCGACGCGCCCACAGAUGUCCACCACGUUCACGCUGCCCGUGUCGGGGAGCCUGACCAUCACCGCGACGCGCCGCUCGCCGGGACCGCAGGCGCCGCACUCGCCGGCGCGCGACCGCAUGGACCAAGGCGACGCCGACGACCGCACCCACGACUUCGAGGCAGACGCCGCCCGCUCGCUGGGCGUGCUGGGCGGCGACCCGUACUCUGCGCGCCUCCUGCAGCAGAUGACGGCCGAGCAGGCGCCCCUCGCGGCCGCCCUGGGCGCCGACUGGAUGAACCCCGAGCGCCACCCGCAGUACGGGCCGGACUUCUCGUGCGGGCGCCCCUUCUGCAAGCUCAAGAAGAAGGAGCACUACCACUGCCAGGUGUGCAACCAGGCCUUCAGCGAGCACGAGAAGCUGCGGCCGCACCUGCUGAAGCACGCCGCUUGCGGCCCCAUGACGCCCGGCGGCAUGGCGGCGGCGGGCGACGAGGACCCGCCGGCGCAGGUGAAGGAGGAGGCGGAUGACGCGGGCCAGGCGCCGUCCGAGGGCGGCGAGCGCCCCUCCAGCCCGCGCAGCCCCAGCGAGAGCACGAGCAGCAGCAUGGGCGCCACGCCCCUGGCCGCGCCAGCCAGCAGCCCGCGCUCCCUCAGCACGUGCAGCAUCUCAGGGAGCAUCAGCGGCCCUCAGUUCCCGCUGGUGUACACGCAGGCGGCCAGCUUCCCCGGGCUGCCCACGCCCUUCGGGCCGCACCUGGGCAUGGCAGGCAUGUUCCCGGGCACCAUCCCGCGCCUGCUGCCGCCCACGGCCUGGCAGGUGCACCCCGCGCUGGCCGCCAUGGCCCACCAGGGGCUCAUGCUGCCGGGCGUCAGACCCAACGGCGAGAUGCCGCACGGCUCGCCCGGCCCCGGGGGCAUGCCCGGCGUGAGCCCGGGGCUGCCGCCGGGCCUGCAGGCGUCGGGCGACCACAACCCCGUGCUGCCCGCCACGCUGGGGCCGUCGCCGCACCUGGCGCUGCUGGGCAAGCGGCUCGGCGCCGACGACUUCGCCGCGCAGGACGCCAAGAAGAUCCGCUCCAACCACUCCAUGCGCCUCCUCAAGGACGAGCCCGUGCCCGAGGGCUACGUGCGCUUCAGGUUCAACGAGGACUGCCAGUACCCGCACUGCGGCUACCGGGAGCACCAGACCCACUUCCACUGCAUGCGGAAGGACUGCGGCUAUUCGUUCUGCGACAAGACGCGGUUCGUGCAGCACACGGCGCGCCACGAGCGCCUCGACACCCUCAUGGGCGGAGACUUCAACCAGUUCCGGUCCAACGUGCCGUGCGGGCGCCCCGACUGCGUCUACGCCUCCAUGAUAGGCCAGCAGCAAAACAAGGCGUCGCACUUCCACUGCCUCAAGUGCGACUUCGUGUGCACGGACACCAACAAGGUCGUGGCGCACCGGCGGCAGCACCAGAAGCGCGACUCCAUCAACGCCGCCGGCUUCGAGAAGUUCACGCCGUCGCAGCCGUGUGGCGUCCAGGGCUGGUGCCAGUACUCGGUGCUGGGCCUCAGCCAGAUGUCCGCCCAUCGCUUCCGCCACCUCGAAUGAAGUUGGUUCGGGGAGUAGUCUAGCGAGAUGCUCCCCUCAUG